UUAUCCAGAAAUUUCCCAAACCCACCACACUUCAUGGUGUCAGAGCACAGGCGGGAGGCGAUGCUGGGUUCUGUAGGUCGCCGGCGGUGAAUCGGCAGCGUGGGGCGGAGCUCCGGGCAUCCAGGGUGGUUGUUGGCGCGCGUGUGCUGUGCGGGGCACUGGAGGCGGGACCGGCGGCGGUAGAGGCGCGCCUGGAGAGGGCCGGCGGGCGCGGCUGCGUGCGAGCGCGCGGGCUGCCUGCGGAGCGCCUGGAGGGGAUUGGAGGCUACAGGCGGCACUGCUCUCUCCCGUGAAGAGGUGCGCACGCGCGAAGUGCUCCUGGUGCUGCGGGUGCUACUGUGUGUGGCAGAGGGCAGAGGAAGGAGGCGGCUGCGCCAGGGGAGAGGCCAAGUACUGGCUGGUUUGCUGCUUGUGCGGCUGGCUUGCUGGUGCUGGAGAAAGACUGAGAACAGUCUGCAGUUGCUGCUGCUUACUGUUGGUGCGGCAGAGGGUGCUCUUUGCACUGCUGCUGCUUGUGGCUGCUGUGUGCUGGAACUGCUGUUGUUUGCAGAGGAGAAGGAGGAAGAUGCUGUUGUUGCUGCUUGCAAGUGCUGCUGCUGACUCUGUUGCUGCUGGUGGUGUACUACAGUGGAGUUAGCAGAGAAGAGGAGGUAAGAGCUCCUGGAUUGAUUUGGUGCUGCUGUGUGAGGGGCUGCUAGAUAGCGUACUGAGGAAGAAGGAAAGUUCUUGCCUGCUGUGAUUGAGGCAAGACAUGGGAGAAAAUCAGGGACUUGAGAAGGCAAUUGAAAAAUUGGCUGAGCUCCUAACAGCCAAGAUAGGAGCUGCAGCAUCUCUAAAUAAUGCAAUUGUUCCUCACAUUGAGCCAAUUCAGAAAAUUGACUUGAUGCCAAAUGAAAUUAAGCUGGAAGGUGUUACGAAUUAUUUGAGCUGGUCAAGAAGGGCGCUACUCAUCUUGAGGACUAAAGGGCUUGAGGGCUUUGUCAGUGGUGAGGCAGAGGAGCCAGGAGACAAGAAAACUUCAGAAUGGAGGACAUGGAGCAGUACCAACUCUUUGAUAGUGGCAUGGUUGUUGAACUCCUUGUCUCCAACCAUUGCUGCAACUGUUGAGACUAUCUCAACUGCUACUGAGGCAUGGAAAACCCUCUCAAAACUGUACUCAGGUGAAGGGAAUGUGAUGUUAAUAGCUGAAACAGAGGAGAGAGUUGGUGAACUCAGACAAGGGGAAAAUUCUGUGAUGGAGUAUGUUGUUGAACUGCAGCAUUUGUGGGAUGAUUUAGAUCACUAUGAUCCUCUAGAUUUGCCACAUGCAGAUUGCAUAGCAGCUGCUAGAAAAUGGAUUGAACGCAGACGAGUGAUGCAGUUUCUCAAAGGAUUGAACUCUGAAUUUGAGGCGAGACGUGCUACUUUAUUUCAUCAACCUACUCUACCUGCCUUAGAGGAUGCCAUAGCAGCAAUGGCACAGGAGGAGGUCCGAUUAAAGUUGAUGAAGAACAAUACAACGACUCCAUCUCAUCCAGCCUUCAUAGCAACCGACUAUAAGAGCAGAGAGUGCUUCAACUGCGGUGAGAAGGGUCAUUUGAUUCGUUCUUGCAUGGCUCCACGUAGGAACAUGCGUGGAAGGGUGAGAGGAUAUAACCGAGGUGGAUUAAGGGGAGGUCGAGGCCGGGGAUACUCUGGUGGUCAAAGGGCAAAUGUGGCAGUCUCAGAAGAAGGAUCCUCACUCGCAACCCAAGAAGAAUCAAAGAAAAGAACAGAAAGCACAGGUGAUAAGGAUCAUGAGGAUUGUAUUUACGGCAACUUUGCUCACUUUGUAUCUACAGAUGAAGGAGAGGCAAACGGGGAAGAGGCUUGGGACUGGAACCAGGCGUAAUGGGCUAUGGUACAUGGAUCGCAAGGUGCCAAAUAAUGCGGUGUCUAUGAUGUUAGCAACAAUGAUGGGAGAAAAGGAAACACAGGUAAUGCUUCACCAUUGUAGAAUGGACAUAUGUCUUUUGAGAAGAUGAGUAAAGUCUUUCCUGAUGUAAUGUGUGGGGUGGAUAAGAACAAGCUUGUGUGUGAUGCAUGUGAGUUUGCUAAACACACAAGGACAUCUUAUGUGAGUAAGGGUCUUAGGAGUAUUUCCCCUUUUAUGCUUGUUCACUCAGAUGUGUGGACAUGUCCUGUUAUCUCUCUAAGUGGAAUGAAGU
Messenger RNA from Triticum aestivum (bread wheat), 2186 nucleotides. RefSeq lists its product as uncharacterized. The coding region runs from base 752 to 1870 and encodes 372 amino acids. The transcript is spliced from 2 exons. Lineage: Eukaryota; Viridiplantae; Streptophyta; Magnoliopsida; Poales; Poaceae. The record is from RefSeq and is a predicted model, not a curated record. Gene Ontology annotation, molecular function: zinc ion binding; nucleic acid binding.